Molecule: messenger RNA, 3312 nt
Organism: Acanthochromis polyacanthus (spiny chromis)
Lineage: Eukaryota; Metazoa; Chordata; Actinopteri; Pomacentridae
Product: serine protease 23-like
Exons: 2
Coding region: 168-1499 (443 amino acids)
Biological process (GO): proteolysis
Molecular function (GO): serine-type endopeptidase activity
Source: RefSeq, a predicted model, not a curated record
UUCUGUAUUCAGCCGCUCCGUGUGCACCAGACUGUUCCUUUUUUUUCCGCCCUGAGGAACGAUGGAACCAGUCUGGAAGUCGGUUGGAUAGAAAGAGUUUUUAUUUAACCAGGAGGAACACAUCUACUGGACGUUCUGGAGGUGUUUGUUUGAAUGUGUGCAGUAAAAUGGGCCUCGGACGCUUCAUUGGAGUGCUGUUUUGUGCAGCUGCUCUCACAGUUUCUGCAGUUUGUGAAGCAAGCAGGUGGAGCAGACAGGAACUUCCAGAGCUGCAUGUUGACCGUACGUCACUUUUAAACCCUCCUCAGUUCAGAGGACAGCAGCAGGAUGAGGACAGCGAAGGGAUGGAGACGCUUUGUGGAAUAGAGUGCCAAAGCAGCCUGCCGCCGGUGGACCUCACCGAGCAGGAGAGGAUUCUGGGAUAUGAGACGAUGCACGAAAAUGGCACUCGAACGCACUCAGACAUCAGCCUGCAGGGAUUCAACAAGACGCAUCCGCCCACGGGUCGAACCCGAAGGAGGCGGCAGGUUUACGGAGCCGAUGGACGCUUCGUGAUCUCAGACUCCCACUUCGUCACCAACUACCCGUUCUCCGCCGCCGUCCGACUUUCCACCGGCUGCUCCGGAGUCCUCGUGUCGCCGAAACACGUUUUGACGUCCGCACGCUGCAUCCACGACGGCCAGGACUACCUGGACGGCGCCCGGAAGCUCAGAGUCGGAGUGUUGCAGCUGAAGACGAAGAGAAGGAGGCUGGGAGGGCGGAGGGGAGGAAGACGAAGGGCCGGGAGGGGAAAGAAGAUGGAGGAGGACGGAGAGGAGCAGCCAACGGAGGAAGACGACGAAAAGAACAGCAUCGAUGGAGAUGUGGCGAGGAUAGGAGGUGGAAGACGGCGAGGAAGGAAGUCUGAGAGGAGAGAUGGAAGGAAAAGCCCCAAUCGGAUCCGACGCAGCGCCGAACCCAAGAAGCUGCCAGUGUUUCGAUGGACUCGAGUUAGAAAGCUGCAGAUCCCUCAAGGAUGGAUCCACAAUGAGAGCUCCAACGUCUCCCCGGACUACGACUACGCCCUGCUGGAGCUGAGAAGACCAGUCAAGCAGAAGCACAUGGAGCUCGGCGUGGCUCCGUUGGCGACUCCUCUGGCCCGGAUCCACUUCUCGGGCUUUGACAGCGACAAAAGCCUGCAGGACGGUGGCGGAAACGAGAAGGUGGUUUAUCGUUUCUGCUCGGUGGCGAAGGAGUCUGAUGACCUGAUGUACCAGCACUGUGACGCCCAGCGAGGAGCAACCGGCGCCGGGGUUUAUGUCCGCCUGAAACGAGACGGCGGAGGCGGGAAGGGGAAGUGGCAGCGGAGGGUGAUCGGGGUGUUUUCGGGGCAUCGGUGGGUGGAGGUGGAAGGAGGUGAGCUGAGGGACUUUAACGUGGCAGUGAGGAUCACGCCGGCUAAAUACGCCCAGAUCUGCCACUGGAUCCGAGGAGAUCAGAGUCUGUGCAAAGAAAUUUGAACCGACCGAACAAAAGAUCCGCAAAAGAAAAAUGAUCUGAACAAGGAGACUCGACAUCCAAGGAAAAGUCUAAGAAAUGGUUCUAACUCUUCACUCAAAAAUAGGACUGAAAAGCUUUGUAAUAACAAGUGUACUUCCUAAGUGAUGUAAAAAUGAGCACCGCAAUCAUUCAUCAAACACUGAAUCAGCCAAUAGUGUCUCAUUAUUCAGUAUUCUAUACAGGUGUCAACAAAAGUUUCAAUACUGUUGUAAAGACCGUGGAUGUUUGGUCAAUCUGGAUUUUCCAAAUACUCCUAAAACUCUGAAGUCUCUGAAGUUCACCAUUUUGAUUAGAAACUUGUCUGUAAUUGAACUUCUGGGAGCUUCAAUAAUCAGCCAACAACUGUUUUUCAACCUGCACAGAAUAAUUUGGUUUAAAAGAAAUCAAAGAAUCUUUUAUUUUGAAAAAUUACUUCAACAUUCUCUUGAAAAUGGUUCCUUGAAUCUAUUUUGCUUAUUUUCACCAUUGUUGUGACUAAAGGAACGAUUUUUUUUAUUCUUUGAUGCACCUACGAGGAUUUUUGAAAAGAGAACUCUUGCUAAAAUGUUAUUUGUGGUGCUAAAUCUGCAAAAGAACUUUAUUUUAUUUUGCAACAAUUACUAAAACAGUGUCUUGAAAAAAGCUUCAUAAAGAACUUCUUUUUGCCUAUUUCAGUGACUAAAGGACCUAUUUUUGUUGUUUGAUGCACAUUUAGGGGUUCUUGAAAGGAAAACUCCUGAUAAAAUAUUAUUUGUUAAACUAAAACUGCAAAGAACCUUUUAUUUUUACUUCAACACUAUCUUGAAAAUGAUUCCUUUAAGAACCUAUUUUUGCUUUAGAGCACCAUUAUGGUGACUAAAGCAAAUUUCUUUCUCUUAUUGUUCUUUGAUGCAUAUUUUGGAGGUUUCUUUUUAAAGAAAACUCUUGCUAAAAGAUUCUUUGUGGAGCUAAAAAUGGUUCCUCUAUGAUGUGACUGUAAAGAACCUUUUACUUUGCAAAAAUUACUUCAACACUUUCUUGAAAAUGGUUCAUUAAAGAACCUAUUCUACCUAUUCUUUUCACCAUUAUGGUGACUAAAGGAACCAUUUUUUUUAUAGUUCUUUGAUGCACCUUUGGGGGUUCUUGAAAUGAAAACUGUUGUUAAAACAUUCUUUGUGGUGCUAUAAUGGUUCCUCUGUGGCAUCACUUCAAAAGAACCAAUUUUGGCUUCAAUUGCCACCUUUUUUCUCUGAAUUUCAUCAGUUAUAAUUGUUGACUGAUCUUGAAAAGAGUUCCAUAAAGAAUCUAUUUUUGCUUAUUUUCACCACUAUAGUGACUAAAGGAACUAUUUUUUUAUGCUUUGAUGCACCUUUGGAGGUUCUCGAAAGGAAAACUCUUGCGAAAACAUUACUUGUGAUUCUAAAACUGCCUUUUAUUUUGCAAAAAAUACUUCAACACUAUCUAGAAAUGGUUCCUUUAAGAGCUUAUUAUUGCUUUGAAGCACCAUUGUGGUGCAGUAACAAUUUUUUUUGAUAGUUCUUGAACCACUUUUAAGAGCUCUUAAAAAUAAUUGCUUAAAGAUUUUUUGUGGAGUUAAAAAUAAUUCCUCUAUGGUAUCACCUCAAAAUAAUUAUUUUUUGGUUCCAGUUAGCACCUUUUUUUCCUCUGAGUGUAUCAGUAUGUGUGUGUUUUUUUUGGGAUAUUAUUCUCAUAAAUCUGAGUGACAUGAAAGAUGUGACAUGAUGUGACUCUAACUGUGGAUGUUCUCUAAAAUAUCUGUAUAUUAUUACAAUAAAUCACAUACUGAACAGAUUA